This is a messenger RNA of Oncorhynchus masou masou (cherry salmon), 3004 nucleotides long. Its product is annotated as lipid scramblase CLPTM1L-like. Lineage: Eukaryota; Metazoa; Chordata; Actinopteri; Salmoniformes; Salmonidae. Gene Ontology annotation, cellular component: membrane; endomembrane system. The record is from RefSeq and is a predicted model, not a curated record.
GCGUCUCCGCGUGCUGCCUGGAUACAGUUCUGGGUUAGAAGAUGCCGAGCGGCAUGAUGCGCCUGAUUUGACAAAUUGUAUAUUUUCUGAUAUCAUUGACCCACUUUUGUGGUCCUAUACUCCUAGCUUUAGCUGUCAAUGUCCACCAUUCGUUCUGGUCGUUUUUUAUUUUUACAUUUCAUACCAGUAUGUUCCCUUCGUGCUAUUCAAAGCCGACGAGUUCAAAGGACCUAUUCAAAAGGACUUAUCUGACAAAGAUAUUACUCGGAGUGUUCGUAGUGUAUAUGUCACACACCUGCUGGGUGAUUUAUGGCUUUGUAUACACCAAGCCUUGUGAGAGAGGUAAAGGAGACUGCAUUUCUUCCUAUCUUGCAGAAAGACCCCGUCUCCAGCUCAGCAUUUUCUCCAGUUUGAGGCCUGACCACAGUGAACUCAACCUCAUCAUCAAGAUAGAUGACUUUGACAUACAUUCUAAAUUUGAAAGGGUGGUGAAUGUAUCCCUGCCGUUGGCAACACGUAACAACGGGACUCUGCACACAUUGGUUUAUGUACACAAGUUUGGAGUGUCUCCCUUGCAGGAUAACCGGCAGGUCCAUCAUGUUGCCCAGCUCAGCACCUACAUGGUCCCGAAAAAUCUCAGCUCUGCUAAACAGGUCCUCAAAAAACAUGCUGCCACUGCUCCUCGAGUAGUAGACAGACCCAUCUCUCACUGGAGGUCCCGUCUAACCCUAAACAUGAUGUCAGAGGACUUCACCUUCAACAGAGGGACCUUGCCAAGUGAUGUCCGGCGCUACAUGAGAGUAUUUCAGGAUGAGAACAGGAUGGUAUAUCUCCCACUUUUACAUAUUGAUGAACUCAGCGUCAGAGUAAAGGACAUGAUGGAGAUUAACGGCUCCACAACCAAACUACCUCUUACAAUAUCCUACGAAGGCCUAUCGCUGAGGCAAUUCCGUCUCUGGAUCCACAUGCAGGAUGUAAUGUUUUCACUGAAACGUUUUGGGUUCACUGAGGUGAAUAUAGAUGAAAUCAAAGGUGUUCUUGUGGACAACAACUUGUACCUGUUAGCAUUGACUACCUUGGUGACCGCAUUCCAUUUCAUAUUUGAAUUCCUGGCCUUUAAAAAUGACAUAAGCUUUUGGAGGAAGAAGAAAAACAUGGUGGGCAUGUCUCACACAACAGUGUUGUGGAGAUGCUUUAGCACCAUAGUGAUUCUCCUGAAAAUGCUGGAGGAACGAAGCAGCUUGCUAGGUCUCAUUCCUGUUGGAAUAGGAACCACAAUUGAGGUAUGGAAGGUCAAAAAGGUUUCCAAAAUACAGCUACAGUGGAGAACCUCUAGGUCUAUAGUUCAUGUUGGUAAAUUUGAUGAGUCAGAGAGAAAGACUAUACAACAUGACACACAGGCAAUGAAAUGCCUGUCUUAUUUAGUGUACCCUCUGUCUAUUAGUGGAGCCAUCUUCUCUCUGGUAUACCUGAGGUAUAAAAACUACUAUUCAUGGUUAAUCAACAGUCUUGUCAGUGGGAUUUAUGCUUUUGGAUUCCUCUCUAUGGCUCCUCAGCUGUUCAUUAACUUCAAGUUGAAGUCCGUGGGCCAUUUGCAAUGGAACGUAUUGAUGUAUAAAGCAGUCAAUACAUUCGUCAACGAUGCCUUUGCCUGUGUCUUCAGCACACACCCAUCCCACCAGCUGGGCUGCUUCAGGGAUGAGAUUCUGUUUCUCCUCUACCUUUACCAGAGGAGGCUUUACUCUACAAACAAGACCAGAUGUCGUGAGUAUGGAUCAUGCCACCACAACCACAGGAAACUCAAAGCCCAAUGAUGGCUGAGGUCAUCACCAGAAAACAUGGUUGAAUGAAGGAAACAUACCUGCACAUGGUGGGGUUGUAAACAGCAUGGGAGGCUCUCUGAGGGUGCAUCAGGGUUUAUUAGAAGCCUUUAGUAAAGUUCAGAAUUAGUUUUGUAAGUAGAGAAUACAGCUGAUUUUCAGUCAACCCUGUGUUAACCACUGACAUUUCCAUGUGUUAGAAGUUUGACCAACCCGUAUGUAGCCAACAGAAGCAUGAACCGUUUUUUAGUGAUACAUAUUGAUUACUGCAUUGUUAGGUUUGAGGCUAGCAAUAAAGGCAUUAAUACUUGAAAAAGGAGGCUGCCCCUCGCCCUGCCUGCACGGCUCCAUGUUACCAGAUAUAACCAGUAUGUUGCCUACUGAAGCAUAAAGCUGCCCCUCACCCUGCCUGCACUGCUCCAUGUUACCAGAUAUAACCAGUAUGUAGCCUACUGAAGCAUAAAGCUGCCCCUCACCCUGCCUGCACUGCUCCAUGUUACCAGAUAUAACCAGUAUGUAGCCUACUGAAGCAUAAAGCUGCCCCUCACCCUGCCUGCACUGCUCCAUGUUACCAGAUAUAACCAGUAUGUAGCCUACUGAAGCAUAAAGCUGCCCCUCACCCUGCCUGCACUGCUCCAUGUUACCAGAUAUAACCAGUAUGUAGCCUACUGAAGCAUAAAGCUGCCCCUCACCUUGCCUGUACUGCUCCAUAUAGUCCACAAGGAGGCAGUGAUGUCAGCCCCUUGCUGUACUGUUUUCUGCUUGUUCUUUCAGUCCUCUACUUCCUGUUUGAGAAUAGUACAUGUAUAGAUGGGUGCUAAAGGGGAGGAAUGAGAAACAUGUACAAAAGAUGGAGUAAUGUGAAGUACAGUGAACUCCUGAUAAAUCCAAUGUCUUUGGACAGUCAUAUGUGAGAGCUAACUGGAACAUGCACAUAACCUGUAUCUAUCCAGGCUGUAUUUGAAAUGGGACGAUUGAGCUACAAUGCACUAAUGAGGUUUUUUGCACUUUGCAUACAAUGUGCACUUAUCAGGAAUCAACUGUACUUUUAAAUAAUGAAGAUACUGUAAGGUCUUUAAAAAUGAAUUAGGAAGCGUAGCCUGAUGUUUUUGAAUCACAUCCUUCUACCAGGGUUUAUGGAAUGACUUUCCUCUUUGAUUAAAUUAUUACAAUUAAAUGAUUUA